GGCGCACGUGAUCGCGCCCGGGGAGAAAACGCCUGACCGCCGCCCCCGGCCUGCGCCGUCCAGCCCGGUCUUCCUCCUCCUCGCCAGCCUCUCGCUCUUCAGCCACCGGCGCGUCCCUCCACCCGUGCCGGGGGCCCCCGGAGCCCUGGCCGCCAUGCGGCUCCUGCCUCUGGCCCCCGGUGGGCCCCGGCGGGGCAGCCCCCGCCACCUGCCCUCCUGCAGCCCGCUGCUGCUGCUGCCGCUGCUGCUGGGCGGCUGCCUGGGGGUCUCCGGGGCGGCGGCAGGCUCUCGGAGGCCCAACGUGGUGCUGCUCCUCACCGACGACCAGGACGAAGUGCUCGGCGGCAUGACACCGCUGAAGAAAACCAAGGCUCUCAUCGGGGAGAUGGGGAUGACCUUCUCCAGCGCUUACGUGCCAAGUGCUCUUUGCUGCCCGAGCCGAGCGAGUAUCCUGACGGGAAAGUACCCGCAUAACCACCACGUGGUCAACAACACCUUAGAGGGAAACUGCAGCAGCAAGUCUUGGCAGAAGAUCCAGGAACCUAAUACUUUCCCAGCAAUUCUCAGGUCCAUGUGUGGUUAUCAAACCUUUUUUGCAGGGAAAUACUUAAAUGAGUAUGGAGCCCCGGAUGCAGGUGGCCUCGAGCACGUUCCUCUGGGCUGGAGUUACUGGUAUGCCUUGGAAAAGAAUUCUAAAUACUAUAAUUAUACCCUCUCUAUCAACGGGAAGGCGCGGAAGCAUGGUGAAAACUACAGUGUGGACUACCUGACUGACGUUCUGGCUAACGUCUCCUUGGACUUCCUCGACUACAAGUCCAACUCUGAGCCGUUCUUCAUGAUGAUCUCCACUCCAGCUCCUCAUUCACCGUGGACAGCCGCGCCUCAGUACCAGAAGACCUUCCAGAAUGUCUUUGCCCCAAGAAACAAGAACUUCAACAUCCAUGGAACGAACAAGCACUGGUUAAUUCGGCAAGCCAAGACCCCAAUGACUAAUUCUUCAAUACAGUUUUUAGAUAAUGCCUUUAGGAAAAGGUGGCAGACUCUCCUCUCAGUUGAUGACCUUGUGGAGAAACUGGUCAAGAGGUUGGAGUUCAAUGGGGAGCUCAACAACACCUACAUCUUUUACACGUCAGACAACGGCUACCACACAGGACAGUUUUCUUUGCCAAUAGACAAGAGACAGCUGUAUGAAUUUGACAUCAAAGUUCCACUGUUGGUUCGAGGGCCUGGGAUCAAACCAAAUCAGACCAGCAAGAUGCUCGUUGCCAACAUUGACUUGGGUCCUACUAUUUUGGACAUCGCUGGCUACAGCCUGAAUAAGACACAGAUGGACGGGAUGUCUUUACUGCCUAUUUUGAGAGGCGCCAGUAAUCUGACGUGGCGGUCAGAUAUCCUGGUGGAAUAUCAAGGAGAAGGCCGCAACGUCACCGACCCCACGUGUCCCUCCCUGAGUCCUGGAGUGUCUCAAUGCUUCCCAGACUGCGUGUGUGAAGAUGCUUAUAACAACACCUAUGCCUGUGUGAGGACCACGACGGCGCUGUGGAAUUUACAGUAUUGCGAGUUUGAUGACCAGGAGGUGUUUGUAGAAGUCUAUAACCUGACUGCAGACCCAGAGCAAAUCACCAACAUCGCGAAAAGCAUAGACCCAGAGAUUUUAGGAAAGAUGAACUAUCGCCUGAUGAUGCUACAGUCCUGUUCUGGACCAACCUGUCGCACUCCAGGGGUUUUUGACCCCGGGUACAGGUUUGACCCUCGUCUCAUGUUCAACAAUCACGGCAGUGUCAGGACUCGAAGGUUUUCAAAGCCUCCUCUGUAGCGACCCCUGCAGUGGGAGCCCUGCGCGCCUCUUCUGAAGCGGUUGUAGUAGGUGUCCAGCGAGUCUUCGAGACCACCCCUGGAAGAGUUUCUGGACUGGCUGCUUUUAAGUCCUGUUUGAAAAAGCAACCCCAUCAGCUGACUUCCUUGUGCAACGUGUUAAACUGUGAUCUCUGUCCAUAUGUCAGGAGUGGCUGUCCCUGGUCCCCACUCGGCUGAUAACGAAUGCUCCUGAGGUCUUUGUUCGCACCAUACCCUUUCUGUCCUGGGGCUACAGUUCUUGAUUAUUCCCCAUGUGGUCAAAGUCUGAAUUUGUAAACCCAUUCAGAUAAAUGGCAAUACUUUAGGGGGAAAAAUGUUUUUGAUAUAUAGCUUGACCUACAAUCAAAGGACCUGCACAGCAUUUCAGAUUGAGCACCUCACUGUCAAAAAUACUAACAUUGCGUGGCUUGAAGAAUAACCAUCAGAGCUGAAUCAUCUGAUUAAGAACAAGUACCAUGGUUUUUAGAUUAGUGGAAACAUAUUGUUUGUAAUACCCAUCACAAUGUGAUACAGUCACAGAGUCAGAACAUGUCAGCCGAGUUCUGUCCAUUUGUUGGACUUCUGGGCUGCUGCUGCACUGAAAUAGAGCAGUGAGCUACUGGGAAGGGCUCAUUCCAGGUGGUUACGGAAGGUGAUAGCCCUCUCCUGUCUGGUGGCUGCUAACCACAUGAAGUGCCACUUAUCACCAGGGGCUCGAGGGAAUGUCCCUCCAUACUGUCCCCUCUGAGAGCUGAAAGUUAAAGCGGCUGGGGUGUCUCGGCAGAGAAGAGGAACCUCCCAGGCUGGUGGGGGCCCCCUGUGGCUGGGGCUCUAGGGCAGGCAGGUGGCCGGGCUGUGGCUGGGGUGUGGCAGGGAGCCUGGGUGUCAACCCACGUGUGAAGUUGUUUGGCUCUCUCUGCAUUUUGCUGACACGGUGUUCAUUUCUUAUAAGGUGUAAACAUUUCUUAGAGCUGAUGCAAAGUACCAGCCUGCUUUCCCCUCUUCCCUUUCGGAUGGGUUCUUGAGUUUUUGGAGUCAUGUGUAAUCUGGGCCCCGUUUGCUAUUCCCCUGCCAAAACCAGAUCCUGUUGAGGUUCCCUCACUGUUUAGAACACCUACAUUUCUAUGUGUUUUGGCUCAAAGACCAACCCCGUUUGCACUGUCUCCUUCACAAGAAGCUCACCAGCGGUGGGCGGCGGGGGGAGGCGGUGCUGUGGGUCAGGCCUGCGCAGCUCAGGCGGCGGGGACCGUGGCUUUAUUUAAGGGCUUAGGCUGAGCUUACACACUUGGUAGGACACGGCCAGAGCACCCUUCCUCUCAGAAUUCCAAAUAGCCACUGGGUCUAUUCCUUUAUCUCAUGCGAUCCCAUAACUGGUGGUGGUUAGAGGUCAGACAGGCAAGUGAGACGAACACUUCCGCUUGUGAAUGUUUUAGGGAAAGAAAUUCUAAAGAUUUCAAACUGCAAUGUUGAGUAUGGGUUACAGCUUUAUUCUACGCUUUGAUUUUUAACAUUAAUCAGUCAACUUCCCCAUUAAUUAAAGUUGACCAUAGUUAUUCCCAAAUAAAAAGAAACCAACUGAUACCAGGUCUUGUACUGUGAUGUCGUAUUAUUCGAUUUCAUGAUGCUGGUUCCUGAAGGCAGCUGACGUCAGGAGAGUGACACGAGUCAGCUGCCAGUAGUGUCCCCAGCACACUGCUCUCACGUUCACAGCACUAGUGUCCCAGCCAGACUGCUCGCAUGCUCAGUGGACAUGUGUGGGUGGUGGGCUGUGGGGUGGCCCUCUCUGUCCUCCACUCUUAUUUGGCGCAUUUCCUACCGAACUUUUGAAAGGCCUCUAGUCUGACUUUCUCUUGGACUGGCUUCAUUCUGGAUCCAUGCUGAAACCAUCUUUCUUAAAGAGGCCUCAGUUUAUAGCCUAGCAGACUACAGAGUGCACUGAACUUUUCAGAAUGUCUAAGGGACCCACUGCAAGAGGCUUGCCUUGUUUCUCUCUUAACUGUACUGAUUUGAAUUGUGAUGAUUUUCCCUUCUAAGAAGGCCGGGUCUGUUUCUCUUGGUACCCUUCAGAGUAGAAAACUGCGUAACCAUUAGGAGUGAACACAGGCCAUAGGAAUGAGUAGAGACUUUGCCUUAGAAGAUUUCCUGUUACACGGCUCUCCCUCAAAUACAAUUACAAAGGAGAGAGCACCUGUUGAGCAUCUGUGACCAAUGGUGCUGUUGCAAAAUACAUUUUAAUAGACAACACCAGGGUUUUUGUACAAAAUAGUAAUGAUAGCCAUGGAAGUUAUAUCUUAACCUGUGAGAAAUGUUCUUAAAUUUAUUUUUAAGUGUCUACGCAUUAGCGCUUUUGUAAUGAAAAGAUGAAUUGUCCCAGGAUCCUUACUAAGAGAAAGCAAAGGGUGUUUCAGCUGAUUCGCCACUGGAAUUGGAUGGGAACGUUUGGGUUCCUUGGUUUCACCGCCGCUUGGGUCCCACUGAACUUUGUGAAUUCCUGUGUUCGCAUCUUCUGUUCCUGGAAGGUGUCCUGCCCUGGCUCUGUGUCAUCCCCGUCGUCUGACUCCAAGUGCCCUUCAGAGGACCCUGUUCACUGCUGCACUUUUCAAUCAAUUAAAAUUCACUUCUGUUCUA
Equus caballus (horse) is the source of this 4464-nucleotide messenger RNA. It is a transcript of the gene GNS, whose product is annotated as glucosamine (N-acetyl)-6-sulfatase. The record is from RefSeq and is a predicted model, not a curated record. Gene Ontology annotation, molecular function: N-acetylglucosamine-6-sulfatase activity; glycosaminoglycan binding. Gene Ontology annotation, biological process: glycosaminoglycan metabolic process. NCBI's taxonomy places the organism in Eukaryota, Metazoa, Chordata, Mammalia, Perissodactyla, Equidae.